AAUGUUUGGAUUUAAAUACUUCUCGGAUCAUAUUAUUAUUCUAGUUUGACAUUACGAAACACUUGUUGUCCGUUCAUUUGCCCUCUAGGUAAACUGAAUGACCAUUAAGCAUUAACCUUGAUUUAAGUCUUAUCUAGUUAUUUCAAAUAAAAGAAGUCUUCAAUUAUUUUUUCGUACUUUUCUACAUUGUCGUCAAAAUAUUCAAACUCCACUAGAAAUAUGUCUGUUGUUUAUAAAGCUUUAAUCUCAACUGCCGACAAAGUGGUACCGAAGGGUUUGAGGCCACUCUGGGAACAUCCUGCUGGUCCUAAAACUGUGUUCUUUUGGGCACCCGCAUUCAAAUGGGGUUUGGUAAUAGCUGGCAUAGGCGAUAUAUCACGACCAGCAGAUAAGAUAAGUACAUCACAAUGUACUGCAUUAGCUGCCACGGGAGUAAUUUGGUCUCGAUAUUCUUUAGUCAUUAUUCCCAAAAACUGGAGUUUGUUCAGUGUUAAUGUUUUUGUGGGCGCCACUAAUAUUUACCAACUGGUCAGAGCAUUUAUGUUUCAACAACAACAAAAAGCAAUAACAAAUGGAACUAAAUAAUUUCAUUUUUUGUGAAAUAAACAAUUAUUAUGAUUGUGAACUAUCAAAUUAUAUAUUAUAUUGUAAAGAUGUGUA
Messenger RNA from Adelges cooleyi (spruce gall adelgid), 660 nucleotides. Its product is annotated as mitochondrial pyruvate carrier 2-like. The coding region runs from base 220 to 585 and encodes 121 amino acids. Gene Ontology annotation, biological process: pyruvate import into mitochondria. The record is from RefSeq and is a predicted model, not a curated record. The transcript has 4 exons. Lineage: Eukaryota; Metazoa; Arthropoda; Insecta; Hemiptera; Adelgidae. Gene Ontology annotation, cellular component: mitochondrial inner membrane. Gene Ontology annotation, molecular function: pyruvate transmembrane transporter activity.